This is a messenger RNA of Pseudoliparis swirei, 3049 nucleotides long. It is a transcript of the gene cnga4, whose product is annotated as cyclic nucleotide gated channel subunit alpha 4. Lineage: Eukaryota; Metazoa; Chordata; Actinopteri; Perciformes; Liparidae. Gene Ontology annotation, biological process: monoatomic cation transmembrane transport. The coding region runs from base 429 to 2519 and encodes 696 amino acids. Gene Ontology annotation, cellular component: plasma membrane; intracellular cyclic nucleotide activated cation channel complex. The record is from RefSeq and is a predicted model, not a curated record. The transcript has 8 exons. Gene Ontology annotation, molecular function: intracellularly cAMP-activated cation channel activity; cGMP binding; intracellularly cGMP-activated cation channel activity.
UGUAGCCUUCAUUUCAAUUUUUAUGAUUUAAAUGUUGUUGUUGUUGUAUUUUUUAAGUGUUUCUUUUCAUUUUAAAUCCCCUCUGCUAAUGUGGCAUACGCUCGUAUCUGUAGUGUGUUUAUUGACAGCGACACCUCCCCUGCAGUGUGUUGGGCUGUGUGCGCUCCCGUUAUUGUGUGUUGCCUCCGGCAUGUGCAAAGGAAGACCUCGCUGGUUAUAGGGAAAGAAAGAAUUCCCGGAGGACUCUUGACAUCUGUUGUGGUUUUCUUCCAUGGCGACCCGGCAUCACCUGGUUUGUCGCACCGCCCCGACGCAGAUCGACGAGGUCGUUCGACGUAUUGUCCGAGAAUACCUGCUGGUGCAGGACACGAGAGCAAAGGUCACGCUCCCUGGAUGAAAUGCGUUAGUCUCGGGCUGCUCUUUGGAGGAUGGAUGAAACAGGUGACGUUAGCAUCGGCGGUAACCAAUGGCAGAGACUGCUCAGGUGGCAACGGGGGAAGAAAGUGUCGAAGGAAGGAGAAGAUGGAGUCAAGGAUGAAGAGAAGGGAAACGCCAAUCUGAAGCUGUGGAAGUGGAACAUUAACUGGAAUGAGUGGGCUAUUGAUCCGGCAGAACAGUUUUAUUACGUCUGGCUCCAGGUCAUGAUCUUUCCCGUCAUCUACAACUCAGUGAUCAUCAUUUUGAGGACGUGCUUCACUAUGAUUGCAAUAAGCUACCUGCCUGUGUGGCUCACACUGGACUAUCUGGCAGACCUCAUGUAUCUGGCAGACAUGCUCAUCACUGUGCACACAGGUUACUUGGAUCAGGGCAUGCUCGUCAGGGACGUCGCUCAGCUGAGGAAGCGCUACCUGCACUCCAACAACUUCUUCCGGGACCUGGCUUCCCUGCUGCCGACCGACUUCCUCUACAUCGCCUUCGGCAUCCAAGCCCCGCUGGUGAGGAUCAACCGACUUCUCCGCAUCCCACGACUCACCGAGGCCCUGGAUCGCAUGGAGACGAGAACCUCCUACCCCAACACCUUCCGCAUCUCCAAGCUCAUGAUCUACAUCUUUGUGUUGAUCCACUGGAACGCCUGCCUCUACUUUGCUCUGUCCGGCUACAUCGGCUUCGGGAGCGAUCGUUGGGUGUACCCCAACAUGACCGACCCGGCGUUCGCCGCCAUGCGCCGCCAGUACUUUUACUGCUUCUGGUUCUCGGCCCAGAUUUUCACCACGGUGGGAGACACGCCGCUGCCCAAAAGGGAAGAAGAGUACUUGUUUAUGAUCGCAGACCUGCUCAUCGCCGUGCUGGUGUUUGCGUCCAUUGUCGGCAACGUCGGCAACGUCAUCACGAGCCUCAGGGACCGUGACAACGUCUUCUUCCCGGACCAUGAGCCGGUUAAGGCCUACCUGCGUAGCCAUCACAUCAGCAAGGAGCUCCGACAGCGCAUCGACAGCUGGUACCAGCAUCUCCACAUCAACAAAAAGAUCAUGCGAGAGAAUGAAAUCCUGGAGCACCUGCCGGUUCACCUGAGGACCGAGAUCGCCGUCAGCGUCCACCUGCCCACGCUCUCCAAAGUCGCCAUCUUCCAGAGCUGUGAGAAGAGUCUGCUGGAGGAGCUGGUGCUCAAACUAACGCCACAGGUGUUCAGCCCGGGCGAGUACGUCUGCAGGAAGGGAGACGUGGGCCAUGAGAUGUACAUCAUCAGAGAGGGGAAACUUGCAGUUGUAGCAGAUGACGGGGUCACGGAGUUCGCCGUGCUGGGUGAAUCCAGUUUCUUUGGGGAAAUUAGCAUCCUCAAUAUCAAAGGGAACAAGUCAGGGAAUCGCCGCACCGCCAACAUCCGCAGCAUCGGCCACUCUGACUUGUUCAGCUUAUCCAAAGAAGACCUGACGGACGUGUUGUCCGAGUUCCCUGCAGCCAAACGUCACCUGGAGGAGAAAGGCCGACAGAUCCUCACCAAGAUGGGCAUGCUGGAGGAGAGCGGGGAGCAAGAGGAAGGGGAGGCCGAGAAAGUCGAAACCAAGAUAGACAGACUGGAGACAAAACUGGAAAUCCUGCAAACCAAUCUCGCUCGACUUAUGGCGGAGUUAGAGUCGAGCCACUGCAAGAUGCAGGCCAGGGUGGAGCAGCUGGAGUGGGAGGUGGUCGGCUGGGAGCGGGAGGAGGCCGAGGGGGAGGCAGAUGAGGGUUCGGAUGCAGAGGAGGGGAAACAGGGAGAGGGAGAGGAUGCUGAUGUAAGCAAAGAGGGCGAUGGAGAGAGAACUAAAAGUACAAAACAGGACGUGGAAAGGAUGAUGGAGGGAGAUAAAGGUGGGAUGAAAGAACCGGAGGAUCAGGAAAAGACAGAAGAGGGCGGAGAGAAAAACGGUGAGAAAGGAGAUGACAGACCCGGGAAAGGAGAUGGGGCUGAGGUGGCACACGAAGGUGAGAAAGAAGAGGAAAGUGGAGAGAGAGAAUCGGAAGAGGGCAGAGAAAAGGCUGAAGAAGACUCAGAAUUAGGAGAGACUGAGCAGAAAGAUGAAGGGCUGAACAAAUAAGGAAUUAAAAACUAAAUACAUGUUUUUUUAAAUCUAUGUUUUUCUGUGGGGAUUUGUUUGUUUUAUUUUAAUUACAAUAUUGAAGAUCUUAAUAUGGCAUUGACGCGCUGCAAUACAACGAUGUGCCCCUAGAUGGCAGCAUUAUACCCCCACAGUGUGUAUGUGUAUCAUCCCAAACUGUUAAACUACAUAAUAGAUUUACCUUUUUCACUCACUUCUUUUUCUUUCUUUUCCUUUUUAAUUCAAUGGAGGAACUAUAGAUUUUAGACCACCUUGGAGUACUAAACCUUUCUCCGAAAAUACCUGAAUUAAUGUAUUCAAAUUGCAGGCCCCUUUUAGGUUGUGGCUGGACAUUAUUUUCAUGAAAAAAGUGCAAAUAAAACAAUAUAUUCAAAACUCGAUUCACAUGAUAAUACUAAAGUCACCAUAUUCCCUGCAGGGUUCUUUUUCGGAGACUUCUGUCUUAAUUAAGUUGCAUAUAUGUUGUAUACCUGCAUAGGUGCUAACUAAAUAAACUAUAUGAUGAUGAA